Molecule: messenger RNA, 1116 nt
Organism: Blepharisma stoltei
Lineage: Eukaryota; Ciliophora; Heterotrichea; Heterotrichida; Blepharismidae
Source: the annotation of a GenBank genome assembly
AUGCAGCCAACUUUAUUAAAUUUUAAAAUAUGCAAAAAUGCAAUUUAUCAUCUUUGUAGAAAGCUUAUAAUAAUGGCUAGCGAAUCUCAAGAAAUUUCAGGUAAUUCCAAUGUAGACUCAAUGUUUUCUGUAGAUUCAGAAAGAAAGCUCAAUCAAGCUGGACCAAUUUUUGUUGAAAGCGAAGAAGUUGAUAAUCUAAGAAAGCUCGAACUCUCCAAGAAGCUCAUACCUGAGAUCAUAAUCACGACUGCCAAACUAUUUUUCAGCAGAAAUACGAACUAUGAGGCCUGCAAAAUAAAGCAGCAAUACAUCAAAGACAGCCUAGAUCUGAUUGCCCACACUGCGACCCAAGCGGAGUAUAAAAUGCAAAAUGAUAUUGAAUUAAGCUUUGACCCGACCUCUGAAAUUGUUGAAGCUAUCAGACCAUUGAAAAGCAGAGAAUUAGUUGAUGAAAUCGAGCAAUACGCACAGGUAGCCCAGGAAACUGCAAAUAAGCUGCAUCUUGCCCCAUCAACCAGCAAGGCAUUUACCAAGAUCAACCAUAUAAAGUUCCCGACAAUGCUUGAUGAGUCAUAUAUGGAGCUUUCAAUGGUCCAAAGCAUAGACAGAAGCGAUCAUGUCAUUAAAAUCGUCAAUAAAUCUUCAUAUGACUGGACUUCGCUUAUUCUUUAUGAAGAACAAACUAAUAAAAGAUACAAGACCAUGUCGCAGCUUCUAGCUAAUUCAGAGAUUAGCCUGACACUAACUUUCCAGUAUGAGUCCCUAGCCAGAUACAAAACUUUGAGAUUCAAGAUCCUUUCUUUUUCAAGACCAGUCAGCAAUACUUGUGUGGUAGGUGUAUUGUCAAUAUCAAAUCUCAAUGAGUAUGAAGAUUACUAUUCUUUUGAAAUCAUGAACCAUCUUCAUGACAUAUUCAAGCCAGAUCUCUGCUUUUGGGUUGAAGAUUACCCUGAAAGAGUUGACACGAAGACUCUCCCCAGGCUCAAACCGUUUAGCUCUCAACAAUAUAAAAGACUUCAAAAAGUUCCUGGACAUCAGCUGUGUGUGGAAUUGAGGCUUGAAGGAAUCAGUUCGUCAAGAGUUUAUAAGUUGGGAGAAACAAGAUUUUCAUCAUAA